Bombina bombina (fire-bellied toad) is the source of this 1497-nucleotide messenger RNA. RefSeq names its product ATP-dependent DNA helicase pif1-like. The transcript is spliced from 2 exons. The record is from RefSeq and is a predicted model, not a curated record. Gene Ontology annotation, molecular function: DNA helicase activity. NCBI's taxonomy places the organism in Eukaryota, Metazoa, Chordata, Amphibia, Anura, Bombinatoridae. Gene Ontology annotation, biological process: telomere maintenance; DNA repair. The coding region runs from base 1 to 1497 and encodes 498 amino acids.
AUGCAAUUCAACUAUGUUACACAGUUGGAAGCCCAAGUUGGAGCACAACUUCAAGAAGCAUUAAACAUCGAGCAAAAAGCUGCAUUUGACAAUGUAAUGUCUGCAAUUGAUAAUGAAAAUUUACCACACAGAUGUUUUUUUAUUGAUGGACCUGGUGGAAGUGGCAAGACUUAUUUAUAUAAAACAUUAUUGAGUACUUUACGUGGACGCACAGAUGGAGUUCUUCCUGUUGCCUCUACAGGAAUAGCAGCUAAUCUCCUUGAUGGUGGCAGAACUUACCAUUCACAGUUUAAGCUUCCAAUUCCAUUACUGGAAACAUCAACAUCAAAUAUGAGAAUGACUUCAAAAGAUGCAGAGUUCAUACGUAAUGCUAAAUUGCUUAUUUGGGAUGAGGCCUCAAUGACACCCGGUAUAGCUCUAAAAUGUGUAAAUAACCUUCUUCAGGAAAUUAUGCAGAACAAUAAGCCAUUUGGUGGAAAAGUUAUACUCCUUGGUGGAGACUUCAGACAAACACUCCCAGUUCUUCCUCAUUGCAAUAGAACUGCUAUUGUGGAAGCUACUAUAAAGUUCUAUGAUCACUGGGAUAAAUUUAAAAUUUUAAAAUUGAAGAAUAAUGUGCGUUCAGUGGAUCCAGAAUUUAGCAAUUGGCUACUAAAAUUAGGACAGGGUUCAUUAAAUAAUUCAGAGGGCCUUCCUGAGGAUUUAGUUGAGAUCCCUUCCAAAUUAAUAUGCAAUGAUUGUAUCAUAUCUGAAAUUUUUGGAAAAAAAAUUCUUCCAUCUGAUCUUCACAGUUUUUCAAAAAAGGCCAUUUUGUGUACGAAAAAUUGUCAUGUUGAUCAAAUCAAUGAGCAUGUAUUAAAUAUACUCGAUGGUGAUGAAAAAAUAUAUCUGAGUUCAGAUUCAAUUGAUGAUCAGACAGAUGAAGAUGCACAAAACUAUCCCAUAGAGUUUCUAAACGAAUUAGCUCCAUCAGGAAUGCCUCUUCAUAAGUUAAAAAUAAAAUUGGGAAGUAUUAUUAUGUUGCUCAGAAAUCUGAACACAAAAAAAGGUCUGUGCAAUGGAACAAGAUUGAUAGAUAAAGAUCUUAAGCCAAAUCUAUUAAUUGCAGAAGUACUCACAGGAACAGCAAAAAAACAAAUGGUGUUUAUUCCGAGAAUAGAUUUAGCCCCUGCCAACACUGAACUACCAUUCAUUUUACGAAGGAGACAGUUUCCAAUAAAACUUGCAUUUGCAAUGACCAUCAACAAAUCACAAGGUCAAACGUUAGACAAAGUAGGAAUAUUUCUUCCAGAACCAGUAUUCAGUCAUGGACAACUUUAUGUUGCAAUGUCUCGAGUUCGUACAUCAUCUGAUGUCAAAAUUAAGAUACUUCAAAGUUCAAAGCAAGGAAAGAUAUUACCAAACAGUAGAUUAGUUGCUUAUUCUAAACACAUGUACAUUCUCAAAGGUGAACAGGCAUCCAUUCUUGUUCAAUUAGCAAAUGUCACAACUCAAUAA